ACUAGUUGCUCACUGUCGGCUGUCGCUGUGCAUUCUCGCCAUCUUCAGCUCGCCGUGAAGCUCAUCGUGCCUACUCAUCAUCACGAGCCGUCGCCUCCACCUCGCUAGCUCCAUCCGCUCUCCGCUGUGAGGUUCGUCUGGUGUUGAGUGUGGUUUGGGUGAUCUCUUCCUCCUUCAUCAUUUCUCCAAACGUGUUUGAGCAUCCGAUCUGCUAUCACCCUCGUUGAAGCGGUGGUCGUCGCAGCUCUGCAUUUGGGUUGUGCUUGGAGAUCUUAGGUUCCUAGUAGAACGCAUGCUCCGAUCUACCUCUGUCACGGUUCAUUGUCGCCAAUCUGGUACAGAUUUGAUGAAAAAAUUCAAAGAUGUUCUGGCUUCAGGAGACUCUAUGUAUGCAUUAUCAGCCUCACAAUCUCAGUCAGCACCUGUUCCAAAGGCUGACACAAAAGCGGAGGAGGAUAUUUAUAGAAUCGGGCUGGACCAGGAGGAAGGGUUGGGUGACAGUGAGGACAAAAAUUUUGGUAUUAACCUAAUAGCCAGUAUAGGAGUGACAGGUGAUUUGGCCGGUUGUGACUUAAACAACCCUACAAGUAGUGGACUAGGUGAUCCGGGAAGCGAUAAAAAGAGGAAGAGGUGUGAGACGUCUAAUGUGAACAAGAAAAAAAAAGUCGCCACCUCUACUAAAAUUGUUGAUAGCCUUAGUGUUAUAGUUGCUGCUUCUAAGCAGCGAGCAGCAACAUUGAACGACGAUCCCCAUGCAUUUAAUAAGGUUUUGGCGCACCUGGCUGACCUUAAAGAGCUUAAUGAUGACGGUCAACUAUAUUAUGCAUGUGCUAAGAUGCUUACACGGUUGAGGUGGGCUAGACAAGUUUAUUUGACACUUGUGCAUAAUAAACGUAAGUUGUUGAGGUGGUUAAUACCGGCAGCACAAGACCCAGACAUAUGGAAAGGAUUUAUAGUUUAG
Molecule: messenger RNA, 961 nt
Organism: Neltuma alba
Lineage: Eukaryota; Viridiplantae; Streptophyta; Magnoliopsida; Fabales; Fabaceae
Exons: 3
Coding region: 293-961 (222 amino acids)
Source: RefSeq, a predicted model, not a curated record